Molecule: messenger RNA, 1095 nt
Organism: Coccidioides posadasii C735 delta SOWgp
Lineage: Eukaryota; Fungi; Ascomycota; Eurotiomycetes; Onygenales; Onygenaceae
Biological process (GO): chromatin remodeling
Cellular component (GO): Ino80 complex; nucleus
Source: RefSeq, a predicted model, not a curated record
CGUGCUCCUAUCAAGUUAAAAUACAAUCCCAUCAUUAACUAUCAUAUCUCUUCUUGGUAAUCGGCCCGACUUGUCGCGAUGGCUUCUCACGGGGAUACUACUGAAUCGCAGUCCAUGAACGGGAGCUUAGCUGAGGGCCACCGCGCCUACAAGUCUUUCAAGAGGAAGUUUGCGAAGCUAAAGAUCAAAUUUGAACAAGCAAUGAAGGAAGGAAACUCGCUUGUCAAAGAGGAGUUAAGGAUUAUCGACCUUUCAAGGAGACUCAAGGAGCAAAAUGACCAACUACUUGAGCUCCUUUUGGAACUUAAUUCGAGUAUACGCAUCCCUCGACAUCUCCGAUACAGCCUCUCCAUUCCAGGAGAGCUGUUCUCCGAAGCUUGCCCCCCGGAACCCGGGACUCCACCAACACCCAGCUUUGAUGCCGCCACUGCUCGUCAAAAGCUCCGGGAAGCAAGAGUAAAAUUACUAGAAGGCAAAAUGUCGGCCGUCGCUUGUCGACUUUUGGAGGAAUCCAUCGCGCGAAGUGAUAAUUUCGCCCCAGCUCUGCAUUACUCGGAGUUGAUAAAAACGCCGCAUACUAUGCCAUCCAAUGGCAUUCAUUCAACCGUGGAUGGAGACCUCGAUUCUACUCUUGGUUUCCUGUCCCCGGAGCAUGAUAUGGAAUAUACGAAUAAGCUCGACUCGGGUUUGGGCUUUACCCGAACUGGGGACAGACCAUUGACCGCUGAGAGAGAAAGAGAAAUCAUCAUGCGGAAUCCCACAUCCAUGUAUAACUGGCUCCGCAAAAACGAUCCAAAUGCAUUCCAGGAUACGGAAUCGAUUGGCGCUUCGGAGAAGCCAUCAGCGCCUUCAAAAGCAGCGGCCACCCGCACAUCCAAACGGGCCGCAGCUCAAGCACCGAAAGAAGAGAAAAUAUUCGAGGACGAUAGCUUCAUGCUUGACUUGGAACCCGAGGUCUCAAAAGGUAGCAAUCGUACCAAGAGAAAGAGAGAUGAAGAUGGAGGAUACCGUCCAAAAGGCGGCAGCGGCCGCUCGAGGAAGAAGAAAGAAGAUGGCACCAAGAGGAAAAGACCAGCCGUUGCAUCAGCGAGCUGA